AUGUCGUGCCCGCAUCUCGAGUCCAUCGAGCUCAAGCCGCCGACUCCUGUUCAGUCUGUGUACAAGGAAGACUGCACACAAUGUUUUGACUCGAUUGACAACGCUGGAGGGCUCGAUGUCUGCCUUCAGUGCUUCAACGGAGGCUGCACCGGUGAUCGGGAGCACUCGCUGCUUCACAACGCAGUCUGGGGCCACCCGCUUGCUCUCAACAUCCGCCGCACCCGAAAGGCGAUCCAUCGCGAUGAACCCCCCGCCAAGAUGACCAAGCUUGCCAUUGCUGCCGAGACGGAAGAAGAUCGAUACGAUACUGCUCUGGCCGCCAAAUGCAUCGAAUGCCAAGUCGAACUGGACACGACGAAUGCGAAGCUAGCCCCCAUCGUCGAUGGCAUUCUCAAGGCACACACCUUUUCCCGAAAGGAAGAGGUAAAGGCGUGGGAGCAAGAGCUCACGACGUGCGAGCACAUCUUGACCAUGCAGCAGCAUCCAUCCCGCAAGAUCGAGCAGGGCGAGCUUGGCCACUGCUCAGGUUGUGAUCUCAGAGAAAACCUUUGGCUUUGCCUGGAAUGUGGAAACCUGGGUUGUGGCCGGAAGCAGAUGGGUGGCGUUGACGGCAAUUCGCACGCCUUGGGCCAUGCCACCGAAUCUGGCCACGGCGUGGCUGUCAAGUGUGACGAAGAGCGUAUCGAUGAGCUUCUCGGCGAUCACCUGGCCCAUUGGGGAAUCAUCCUAGCCGAGCGCCAAAAGACGGAGAAGAGCUUGACGGAGAUGCAGAUUGAGCAGAACCUCAAGUGGGACUUUAGCAUGACUACAGAAGAUGGCCAAGAGCUGAAGCCUGUGUUUGGACCUGGUCUCACCGGACUGAAGAAUCUUGGCAACAGCUGCUACCUAGCCAGCAUCAUCCAGUGCCUAUUCGACAUGCCCUCGUUCCAGCAGCGCUAUUACAGUGCUGACAACGACUUGCCCAUCAUCCAGGAGCCUGCAGCCGAUCUCGAGACUCAGUUGAGAAAGAUUGCCCACGGCCUGUUAUCCGGUCGGUAUUCAGAGCCUGAUACCUCUGUAGGAUCGGGAUCAGAGAUUGCCUACCAGAGAGGAUUGGCACCAGCCAUGUUCAAGCAUCUGAUAGGUAGAGGCCACGAGGAGUUUUCCACCAUGCGACAGCAAGACGCCUUUGAACUGUUCCAGCAUCUCUUCAAGCUCAUUAGCCGGUCACCACACAACGAAGACGGCCAAAAGGAUCCCACAGCCGAAUUCCGAUUCGUUCUAGAGCAGCGGCUCCAGUGUCUCGGAUGCCACAAACUCGAGACAAGCGAGGGUGGCGAGACGGCAAACGCCUACAAGCCAGUCACUCUGAAAGAAUGUUUGGACAACUUUACCGGCGCCGAGAAAGUCGAGUUGACAUGCUCAUCGUGCGGCAGCAAGGCGGGCUUCACCAAGCAGUCGCUCUUCAAGACGUUCCCCAACGUUUUGGCCGUCAAUGCACGAAAGAUGGCCGUUGUCAACUGGGUCCCUAUCAAGAUUGAUGUCCCCGUCAUUGUCCCAGACGAACCAUUUUUGCUGGACGACUACCUCUCCAAGGGACUCCAGCCGUCAGAAGAGUUGCUGCCUGAAGAGCCCGAAAACAAGGUUCCCGCAUUUGUGGCGGAUGCGACAGCAGUUGCCCAGCUUGAGGCCAUGGGCUUCCCGCUGAACCGAGCUGAGAAGGCCUUGCACGCGACCGGUAACUCUGAUGCAAAUGCGGCCAUGGAAUGGCUCUUUGCACACCUCGACGAUGCCGAUAUUGAUGCGCCGCUCGAUUUAGGAUCCGGGUCGGGAGAUGCUGGCACUGCUGACCCCGAAAAGAUUGAGAUGCUUGGCGCCAUGGGAUUCGGUGCUCCCCAAGCCAAGAAGGCGCUGAAAGAAACGGGCGGCGAUGUCGAGCGAGCUGUAGAGUGGCUCUUUAACCACCCUGACGACCAGGGCAUCACUGAGGAUGAGAACUCUGGCGCAGCAGCAGAGACAGCUCCCAAAGAGCCUGCUGGAAGCGCAACACUGCCGGCAAGAUUCCAGCUGCAGUCCAUUGUGUGCCACAAGGGCACAAGCAUUCACGCCGGCCACUACGUUGCCUUUAUUCGCAAGUCUCUGGAAGGCAGGGAGACGCCCACAUGGGUGCUCUUCAACGACGAAAAGGUGGUGGAAGCUCACGACGUUGAGGAAAUGCGCAAGUUUGCAUAUGUGUACUUUUUCAAGAGAACUUGA
This is a messenger RNA of Trichoderma breve, 2235 nucleotides long. RefSeq names its product ubiquitin carboxyl-terminal hydrolase domain-containing protein. Bases 1 to 2235 code for a protein of 744 amino acids. The transcript is spliced from 6 exons. The record is from RefSeq and is a predicted model, not a curated record. Gene Ontology annotation, biological process: protein deubiquitination. Gene Ontology annotation, molecular function: cysteine-type deubiquitinase activity; zinc ion binding; protein binding. NCBI's taxonomy places the organism in Eukaryota, Fungi, Ascomycota, Sordariomycetes, Hypocreales, Hypocreaceae.